AUGGAGGUAGCAGCAGGUGCGGUUGUCGCAGAACAAGCAGUAUCCACUGCUGUCGAAGCAGGCGUCGCCUACGGUAUCGCAAAACCCACUCCUCCAUUGUCUGCAACUUUCACACGGAUCUCAAGCCCCGCUUUCCUCCCGCGAUUGAAGCAUUCUCUCGCCGUCGUCAAUGGGCAGAUAUACCUUUUUGGAGGCGAGGAUGAAACGGGAAAGCUGGCAGGAGAUGAAGUGCAUAUCGUCAGCUUGCCAUUGAAGAGCGCAGGGAACGAAGGCAAACCAGAUUACAGUGAAGGUGAAGAUGGGAAGGUCCCUGGGAAAAGAGCAGGACACAGUUCGAUCGCCGUUGCAGGCAAGAUCUACAUCUUUGGUGGAAGUGGAGAAGAUGGAAAGCCAAUUGAAGAGAUGGGACGCGUUUGGAUGUACAACACCAAGACUCUGGGCUGGAGCUACAUUGAUCCUGCUGAGGACGCGUCGCUUCCUCCUGCACGACACAUGCAUGGCGCUGUAUCCAGCGAUCGACCAGCUUCGGCCACCAAGGCAGGGACUCAGCACACUAUGACCGAGCAGAUUUCCUCAACCAUAUCCAAGCUUCCCAGUAUGAUCUCAAAAACAUCCAUCGACGACGGCCCUUCAGAGCCCCAUGGUACACUCAUCAUUCAUGGCGGCCAAUCUGCUUCCUCAAGUGUUCUCAACGAUACUUGGGCCUUCAACAUCGCAACUCGCACCUGGUCCUCCCUCCUUCCACUCCCCUCGUCAUCCUCCCCAACGUCUAGCCUCGCCUUCGUAUAUUCUACCCUGUACACCAUAAGUGGCACCACAGAAUUUGCACAUGAGAUCUCCACCCUCCCUCUUAAGCCUAAGUCCUACAUCAAUCUCGCGGGCGAGAAUACCGAAGACUUCCUCUCUACACAAGAAACCUGGUCCACCAUCACUAUCCCUACUAAUCCUCUCACACCCGGUCCAAAAUCUCGCACUGGUGCCCCAUUCCUCCCAAUAUCCACCGGUGCAGGACGGGACUAUAUCCUCUACCUCCUCGGCGAGCAAACCUCCGCCCCAAAAAGUCCGCCCGGCACAGAUUCCGACGAUAAGCCUGACCCCUCAUCUACAACCCCAGAAAACACACCAGUCUACUACUCAGAUACCUGGGCAUAUGGCCUCGCACCACCCGCUACCACGCCUGCAGGGAUCAAAGAUGCCAUUCGCUCGACAGUGGGCGCGUCGGUCAGCUCAGCAACAUGGGCAGAAGUCAUAGUCGAUGCAAACGUGGAGCCUGAAGCGGGAGAGGCAACUGAGACUGGCGGCAAAGCACACCCGGGGCCAAGAGCGUGGUUUGCAGCCGACAGAUUGGAAGGUGGAAAGGGCGUUGUCAUGUGGGGUGGACGGAAUGGUAGGGGUGAGGUUGAGGGGGACGGAUGGCUUGUAAAUGUGGCUUGA
Molecule: messenger RNA, 1434 nt
Organism: Bacidia gigantensis
Lineage: Eukaryota; Fungi; Ascomycota; Lecanoromycetes; Lecanorales; Ramalinaceae
Exons: 2
Coding region: 1-1434 (477 amino acids)
Molecular function (GO): protein binding
Source: RefSeq, a predicted model, not a curated record